AGAUUACCUGCAAGGUGUGUGUUGGCAAUUGCCGAUCGCUAUAUUUUUGCAACGUGCAGUAGUGAUAAAUAUCAUCCAUCAAUGAUGUAACAUGUUUGUAGAUACAGGUUUGGUUCCAGCUUUGGUAACCAACAGAAUUCUGCAAACAUAUACCUGAUUAAAAUCAAACGUGAAAGCAUACUUCAUAAUUUCAUUUGAUUUCCAAAUAGUUAAGCAAAAAAUUAAUUCCUUGUAUCUGAAGGAAAGCAAUAGAAAUUUUUUUGUGUAAAAAGCUAUUUAUGCAAAAAUAUCCACGUUGAUGAGCAGAAAGAAAAGCUUUACUAAUAAAAGUUGAUGAUGGACAUGUCGGACAAUAACGAUCCAUCAUCUCCGAGACUUGGACAUCAUAAUCACAUAGACAUGUCUCUAGACAUGGUAAAGGUGCAGCCUGCUACUAAACAUGUGGUACAGCAAUCAUCUGAGGAGAAACAGGGAAUCCUGAAUGCCCGAGCCUUCCUGUUCCUUGUUCUUUGGUACAUCUUUAGUGCUUGUACUCUCUUCCUGAACAAGUAUAUCCUUGCCACCCUGCGAGGAGAUCCAGCACUCUUAGGAGCGAUGCAAAUGGUGAUGACAACAAUUUGUGGUUUUUUCCAAAUGUACCUCCCACUCGGAUUCUACAAACCAGUGGAAAGAGACGGAAAGCCUCCAAACUUUUGGAGGAAUAUGAUAUUAGUCGGAACAAUGAGAUUCUCAACAGUAGUCCUAGGACUUGUUGCCCUAAAAUUUGUGGCCGUGUCAUUUACGGAGACAGUGAAGAGUUCAGCUCCAUUAUUCACUGUGGGAAUAUCAUGGAUGUUGAUUGGAGAAUACACUGGGGUAUACACAUUCCUUUCCCUCAUCCCUAUCAUGGCCGGACUGGCCUUGUGUUCAGCCUAUGAACUUAGCUUUAAUAUACAGGGAUUCAUAGCUGCAUUGGCAACAAAUCUUACAGAAUGUCUACAAAAUGUUUAUUCCAAAUUAUUGAUCAGUGGGGAAAAAUAUAAAUACACCCCAGCAGAGUUGCAGUUUUACACAAGCAUUUCAUCUAUAAUUGUACAAAUUCCAGCCUGUUUCUUUCUGAUAGACCUACCUAAUGCACAGAAAACAUUAGACUUUACCAUGUUAACUGUGCUCAUUAUAAAUGGAACAUUUUUUCAUUUCCAAAGUAUAUCAGCCUAUGUCUUAAUGGGGUAUAUAUCACCUGUCACACACAGUGUGGCAAACACCGUAAAGAGAGCCUUCCUGAUCUGGAUAUCUGUGAUACUGUUCAGUAACCCUGUCACCUUCCUCAGCGGACUUGGUACCUGUGUAGUGACCAUUGGAGUUCUGUUGUAUACCAAGGCUAAAGAGUAUGACCAGGACCUACACACUAUCAAACAACAUUACCGACCAUCACCGUCGCUGAUGGGCGACGCCAAGGAAAUCUGAGCUAAUUGUUUCAUGCUGUUCAUUGAUUGUUAGUGAUAAUACAUUAUGUUAGAUAGGCAAUUAUUUGUUUUGUUUGAAUCUUUUUAAUUUGCUCACUUUGAUUCUGUGUACAGUCACUGUGGAACCUUUAAUAUGGAUAUUUUUGUUCCUAAUAUGUACUAUUAUUAAUAAAACUUGUUGAAGUUUGAUUAAAAUAUUAUUUUUGUAAUACUUUUUUUCAAAAUAAAUGUUAAUAAGAAGUAAAUUAUCAGCAAAAAUGUUUGAAAAAUACCGCCCUUUUUUCACGUUGUAAAUAUCCAUGACAGUUCUGUGGGUUUAUAGAAUGUGACAUUCGUCAGGUAAUGCAAUGGAUGAAAAAACAUUUAGGGUGUCACAAAAAUCCUUUUGAGAUAAUCCAAUUGAUUAAGGAUAAUUUGGCUUCAGUUAAAUAUGUGUCUACAUAUGAAUCAUUAAAUCAAUGGCUUUGUUAAUUACCAGAUCACAGAUAAAAAACAAACAAAUAAAAAACAUUAAAUUAUGUGCUGCCUUAUUUUUGAAUCCUAAAAAAUACUCUUUUUAUUUUCUGAAUUGAUUAAGAAAAACAAUAUUUUCAAUCAUUAUAUAUAGUAAGUUAUUCAAAAGACAAGAAAGAUCAAAACAUGAAAUAUAAAAAUUCAACUUGUUAAGAUUCACCUAUUUAAUAGAAGUUUUAUUAUUUUGUUUCAAUUUGUUGAUAAUCUUAAAUCAACUGAGGGCCUCUUAUCAUAUUGUUUUUAAAGUAAAAUAUAAUGAAUGAAAUGCUGCAGUAAUCAGAAAUGGUUUUACAGCAAAAUAUAUUUUUGGCUGUAAACAUUUAAAUGUUUUAAUAAUUAAAUGCCGUGAUGGUAGAAAGGUGAAAAUGUGUUCCGUUAGGGAUAUGGAGAGUAGUCCUUUUCAUGAGUCAAACACAAUAGAUAUAUUAAGUACAUAUUGAUUACGUAUACCUGUUAUAAACAUAUAUAUAUCUUUUUUUUUUACCCGGUAUUGGGACCAAACUGUCACACAGUGGUGAUUUUUAAUAUGUUUCUUUACCAAUGGGCUUUAUAUGUAUGAUGAAAUCAUGUAUUUUGUAAAACAUUAAGCAGGUAGGUUGUUUUGUUUUGAACAAAUAUUUAUGACAUAUAGUGUAAAUGAAUGUCAAGAUUGAAAUAGUCUGUUAUAGAUAAGUAUACAGAUGUAUACAGAACAUUCUGUUGUCACUCCAGAUGUUAUCACCGGUAACCCACAGUAGUCUCCUCACCUGUCUCUUCACUGACAAAGGUUCUGUUGGUUAGCGACAGUACAAUCAAACGUAUGUUACUGACGAUGUCCAGAAGUAUGGCAGUAGUGAUUAUAAUUACUCCUGAAGUCACAAUUAGAGCUUCACGCAAAGCGAUACUUUUAAAAGACGUCUUGUACCAAGUCAGCAUAAUAUAUAACAUCAUUAAUAUUGUAAGCCAGCCUUCUCUGUUAUGGGUGUAGACUUUGAUUACGUUCACAGGUUUAAAGAGUGGACUUGUCAAAUUAUCAUUGAUAAAAUACUGUACUUAAAAAAAAUUCCAGUGUUUAUGGAAAAAAAUCUUUAAAAGUUUGGAGUUUAAUUGUCACAAAAUCACAUUUAUACCUUUUGUAUGAGUGAUAUUACCCAGCUGUAGAAACCAAGAAACAGGAAUUCCUACACAGGUAUCAUCUAUCUAUCUGUAAAAUGUUUGUUGAGUUUAUUCCCCCCUGAACAGCCAGGGUCAUUUUGGGGUGGGGUCUCCUUGUAGUAGUUGGUGAUUACCUCACUGAACAACAUACAGGAGGCCCGUCACAGGACCAUCCAGAGCAAUUACAGUAAAGUGUCUUCCCCAAGGACAC
Messenger RNA from Pecten maximus, 3303 nucleotides. Its product is annotated as solute carrier family 35 member E2A-like. The record is from RefSeq and is a predicted model, not a curated record. Gene Ontology annotation, molecular function: antiporter activity. The transcript is spliced from 7 exons. NCBI's taxonomy places the organism in Eukaryota, Metazoa, Mollusca, Bivalvia, Pectinida, Pectinidae. Gene Ontology annotation, cellular component: Golgi apparatus. Bases 334 to 1446 code for a protein of 370 amino acids.